GCGCGCACAAGCCGUUUGGAGAGCUGAGCGCGCCGCGGCCGCGCGCGCCAGCAGCAGUUUCCAGCGGAGCUCGUGAACCCUCCUGCUCUGUCCGUUGGCUGGUUCUCUCUCCGGCUCCGGUUCUCCUCGCGCUCCUUCUCAGCUCCCGCUUCUCUACGUUAGGUUCUGUCUCCCGAACCGUUACUUUGGACGCCAAACAUGGGUUGGACUCUCCCGGUUCUGCUGUCUGUCAUCUGUGUUGGACUUACGGCGGGAGUACCGGACGGACUGGACGUUCAAGUGAUCGACGUGCUGAGUCUCCAGGACUCCAAGCAGAGCGUGGCGGCCGUGGAGAAGCUGUCGGCCGGUCUGAGCGCGCUCACUGACGUCUACGUUGUGUCCACUUUUCGGCUGCCGGCGAAGCUUGGCGGAGUCCUGCUGGGCGUCUACAGCAAACAGGACAACAGGAAGUACCUGGAGGUCGCCGUCAUGGGGAAGAUCAACAAAGUUCUGGUCCGUUAUGUGCGAGCGGACGGAAAGCUCCACACCGUUAACCUGCAGAACUCAAACCUGGCCGACGGGCGGACUCACUCCAUCAUCCUGAGACUCGGCGGCCUUCAGCGAGACCACAUGCACAUGGAGCUCUACGUCAACUGCCGAUUGGCCGACUCCAGCCAGGGCCUGCCGCCAUUGGUCCCGCUGCCCAGAGAGGCUGAGAUGGUGGAGAUCCGACAUGGACAGAAGGCCUACGCCCGACUGCAGGGUGCGGUGGAGUCCCUCAGACUCUCUCUAGGCGGCACUGUUGCUAAAGCUGGAUCUCUGACCGACUGUCCCUUCCAAGGAGACUCUUCAGCCUACAACUCAGUGAGCGGCGAGGUGAACUCCAUCCUGGGUGACCACACCAAGGCUCUGAUUAGUCAGCUCAUCAUCUUCAACCAGAUCCUGGGAGAACUGAGACAGGACAUCAGGGAGCAGGUGAAGGAGAUGUCUCUGAUCAGGAACACCAUCCUGGAGUGCCAGGUUUGUGGUUUCCACGAGCCUCGCUCUCGCUGCUCUCCCAACCCAUGCUAUAGGGGCGUGUCCUGCAUGGAGAGCCUACAUUACCCAGGAUACACCUGUGGGCCCUGCCCGCCUGGAACCAGCGGCAACGGGACGCACUGUCACGACAUCGACGAGUGUGAGCUGCAGCCAUGUUUCUCUCCUGAAGCCUGUGUGAACUCAGUGGGGGGGUUCAGCUGUCAGCCCUGUCCUCCCGGCCUGUGGGGGGCGCCGCUGGCUGGAACCGGACUGGACUACGCCAAGACACACAGACAGGACUGUUCAGAUAUAGAUGAGUGUUUGGAUCUACCAGAUGCCUGUGUGUCUAACUCCGUGUGCAUCAACACCGUGGGCUCCUACAAGUGUGGAGGCUGCAAACCUGGUUUCCUCGGUAACCAGACGUCAGGUUGCUUCCCCAGGAAGUCAUGUGCGGCGUUGACCUUUAACCCCUGUGACAGCAACGCCCACUGCACCAUGGAGAGGAACGGGGAGGUCGCCUGCAGGUGUAAUGUGGGUUGGGCAGGUAACGGGAACACGUGUGGACCAGACACAGACAUUGAUGGGUACCCUGACCGUCCUCUGCCCUGCAUGGACAACGACAAGCACUGCAAACAGGACAACUGUAUGUACACCCCAAACUCUGGUCAGGAGGACGCCGACAACGACGGGAUCGGAGAUCAGUGUGACGAGGACGCCGACGGAGACGGCAUCAAAAACGUGGAGGAUAACUGCCGGUUGAUCCCUAACAAAGACCAGCAGAACUCGGACAGCGACUCGUUCGGAGACGCCUGUGAUAACUGUCCCAACGUCCCCAACAGCAACCAGAAGGACACGGACAGCAACGGGCAGGGGGACGCCUGCGACCAGGACAUAGACGGGGACGGUAUUCCCAACGUCCUGGAUAACUGUCCGAAGGUACCUAACCCGAUGCAGACGGACCGAGACAGAGACGAGGUGGGAGACGCCUGUGACAGCUGUCCUGAACUCAGCAACCCCAUGCAGAAGGACAUCGACAACGAUCUGGUUGGAGACGUUGUGACACCAACCAGGACACUCUAUGGCAGUGAGUAA
Sander lucioperca (pikeperch) is the source of this 2088-nucleotide messenger RNA. It is a transcript of the gene thbs3a, whose product is annotated as thrombospondin 3a. NCBI's taxonomy places the organism in Eukaryota, Metazoa, Chordata, Actinopteri, Perciformes, Percidae. Gene Ontology annotation, biological process: cell adhesion. Gene Ontology annotation, molecular function: calcium ion binding. The record is from RefSeq and is a predicted model, not a curated record.